AUGGAUCCGGAUCAAUGGUUCUAUUGGAAGAUUGGGGGAACUGUGGUGGCGUUGAUGGUUGGCGCUGGCGUUUAUUACUUCUGGAUUCGAGAGCCGGAGGCGAUUAUUUACAAAAGUGGGCAGAUACCGAUGACCAAAGUUUCUCGUCGUUAUAGAGUGAGUUAUGGAGAUUUUUAUGUUUGAAUAGAAGCUAUGAGAUCUUAGCUUCUUAUGUUUCAAAUUUUAUAUGCUUUGGGUUACUGUAGCAUAGCUUUUCAACAUUUUUUCUGAGUGGAGCAAUUUUUGCCGGUUUUUCGGCGAAAAAUUGAAUUUUCCCUAAGGGCAUGGAAAUUUACAACGCAAAAAUGGCUUUUAUAGAAAAUUGAAGCUUCAUUAGUCCUAUUUUACUAUCAAUUUCUUACUGUAGUUUUAAUUUUUUUCUUAAAUUUUUUAAAUUUAUCCAAAUUUUGGCCUUUUUUGGUUUUUUCGCCAAAAAAUUAUAAAUCUUGUAGUAAAUUGCUUUCAAAAAAGCGUUUAAAACUUGGUUCGACGUUUGUUUUGUACUUUGAGUUCUAUUUUACGCCCUUCCAAGGGCGCUUUUAUCCUCAAAACUCCGAAAAUUUCCAAAAAUCGCCCUUUUUUUGGCCAUUCCCCAAACUCGUCUCAAGCUCUGCCCUCUGGCUAUCAACUAGAAACAUUCUUAUCUCAAUUCAUUUCUUGCACGUUACUGUUGAAAAUUAUGAAUGUUGAAAAGCGCCAAUCCCCGUUGAAAUUGCGUCAACGGGCCGUAAAGUUGGAGCUAAUCGAAGAUAAAAAAGAGGCGAAAAAUGACGACGAAAGGUGUAUUUUGUAGUGUAUUGUGGGUAUUUAGGCGGAAGAGGUCCUUUCAAGUAGUCAUAGUUUCAUUCCGAAGAAUUUUUGGAGGAUAUAAAAGGACUUGAAAGGGUUUUGGAGCAAGGAUAAUAUAAAAUGGGAGCGAAUGGAAGCAAGGUAAGGCGAUAUAGGGAUUUGAAAUAUUGGAAAAUGAAGAAGGUUGUAUUUUACACCUUUAUUUAGGCGAAACAGCAGAAAUUUUCGUCGAUUUUAGGAUGAAACCUUGGAUUCUAUAUUGUUUUAUGCGAUUUUCGAACUCAAGACACAUAAUUUUGGUCUAAAGUAAAAUUUGUAAAUCUGUGAAAAAAAAGCGGAACGAGGUUUAUGUACAGUGACGGACCUGGCAAAAAACGUACCAUUUUACAUCCGGGAAGUAUCCAAAAAUGUGGCAAAAUACCUCCCUCUCCAAGUGAAAAAAAACUCCUCCGAUUUCAAAAGCGCCCCCACCCUUUUUGAAGGGCGUGCAGUUCAAAACGGAGUUUUUUAGUUGGAGAGGGAGGUAUUUUGCUUCAUUUUUUGAUACUUCCCGGAUGCAAAAUGGUACGUUUUUUUGGCACUGGAUCAGGGCCGUCACUGUAGAGUUUUAAGUCAACUUGCGAUUGAUUUUUCCUUGUUACAACGAGGGACCUGAUCCAAUGGCAAAAAACGUCUCAUUUUGCAUCCCGGAAGGGACCAAAAUAUCUCCGAACCCUUCCCUCCUCUAAGCUAAAACCCCCGAUUUGAAAAGCCCGCCUUGAAGGAAAGGGCGCGCUUUUCAAAGCGGAGUUUUUUAGCUUACGGAAGGGAAGGGUUUGGAGUCAUUUUGGUUCCCUUCCGUGAUGCAAAAUGAGACGUUUUUUGCCAUUGGAUCAGAUCCCUCACUGUAGAUCCAUACAGUGGGGGAUCUGAUCCAGUGGCAAAGAACGUACAAUUUUGCUUCCGGGAGGUAUCCAAAAAUGUGGCAAAAUGCUUCCCUCUCCAAGUGAAAAAACGUCGUUUUGGAGUGCGUACUUUUUUCUUCGCAAAAAGAGCGGGCGCGCCUUGGAAACCUGAGUUUUUUCGCUUGGAGAGGGAGGUAUUUUGCCGCAUUUUGUGAUACUUCCCGGAUGCAAAAUUGUACGUUUUUCGCCACUGGAUCAGGUCCGUCACUGUACAUACUCUUAAACAACACAAUUUUCGGAUUUUUUAGAUAUGUCUUCAUCUAAAAGUAGGACCCCCAUAAAAGCACUUUCCUUGUAAAAUCAUCCCCCAUAUUUUAGCGAACCUCCAAAGGAAUCGUAACGUUCGUCGAGCCGCAUCUACAGAUCCCUCUCUGCUUGGCCGAAAAGACCUCAUUGUCGCAUAAUGUCCGGAAAUUUCGCUUCGCCCUCCCUUCCGCUCAUCAUGUCGCGGGUCUGGAGGCCUGUCAACACGUUCGGGUCUCCGCCGAAAUUGAUGGAAAAACUGUCGUGAGACCUUACACACCCGUCUCGGAUGACGAUUUGGUCGGUUUCGUGGAUAUUGUUGUGAAAAUUUAUAAGAAAUCGGAGAAAUUUCCCAAUGGAGGCGCUCUUUCGCAAUAUUUGGACUCACUGUGUGUUGGUAAGUGGAUAGUUUUGUUGGAUUUUGGUAUUUUAGGCAGUGUUUUGUUGUAUUUUAGACGGUGAAAGGGAUUUUUAGUGGAUUUAGUGAGGGUUUUGGACCUUAUUUUAGGUAUUUGUCAUCAUGGAUAAUAUAAAUUUUUUUUUGAAUUUUGGAUUUAUGGCAUGUGUUUGAAAAAAUAAGACAGUAUAUGACUUCUGCUAUUCAUUUUGGGGCCAGACCAGACUUUUUUCAUCGGUUUUGGACCUUAUUUAGACAUUUUUUGUCAUGGAUAAUAUAAUUUUUCCUCAAUUCGCACGAAAUUUUUCCGUAUUCGACGUAAAAAAGGUGUCUAGAAUAAAUUCUGAGUUAUUUUGAAGGAUCUAAACGUCUUUUUUCACCUGAUUUUGCCAAUUUUUUGUCAUGGAUAAUAUAAUUUUUUUGAAAAAUGUUAAUUUCGGCCUUUCCAGGCGACAAAAUCAACUUCCGAGGCCCAACUUUUCAACAUAUUUACCAUGGAAAUGGCCAGUUCUCGACUGGGCAUACUCCCGCUAACACUCCCGAUAAGACUCGUUAUGCUCAUUUCAAACGAAUUUCGUUGAUCGCUGGAGGCACUGGGAUCACUCCCAUCCUCCAAAUCAUGAACAAGAGCUUGAAAGACCCCGAUGACAAGACGGAAUUUGCACUAUUAUUCGGCAAUCAAACUCAGGACGACAUUUUGUUGAAGUAAGUUUAUUGUUGUAGGGGGAAUGGGGAAAAAGUGAUUUUUGAGGGUUAGGAUGAUUGGAAAGUGUUGAAGUUUGUUUGGAAUGGAGGAAUAAUGCCUUGAGGGGUUUUAAGAAAAAAAAAUUUUGUUUGCGCUUUCGUAUUUUCAUCGAGAAAUUUGAGAUUUUUUGAAAAUUUCCAAAGGUUUUUGCGAAAUUAGUCGAAAAAAAAUUUUCACAAGUUACAGGUCGAGAGAUGUGUCAAAAAAUCGCAAAUUUUUUUUUUGAUUCAUAAUAUGUAAAAAUUAGCUGCCCAGUUUUGGUUUGUAAAGGCGAAAAUACCCUCAGAACUUUUCUCGCAACACCACACAAAUGCCCCUUUUUUAUAUUGGAACUAAUAAUUAAGGUGUAGUGUUAAUCAAAUUUUAAGGCUUGUCAAAUGAUGCCAGGGUUUGCCUUACAAUUGCUAGCCCAAAACAAAGCUUUUGAAUUGGUAAAAACUUGGUCAAAAAGGUAUUUGCGUGGUGUUGUCAGAAAAAUUCUGAGGGGGUUUUUCGCCUUUACAAACCAAACUUGGACACCUAAGUUUUACAUAUCAGUCUGUCGUUGAAAGAACGCCGCAGAUCAAACUGAGAUAAGCUAAAACAGUCCGGUGAAUGGAUCGGCAAUUUGCCAAAAAAAGACGCGAAAAAACGUUCUGUUGGGGAAGAAAUGGGGAAUUUUUGGGGCGAGAGAGUACGCUUUUGCGUGUCUUUUUUCUCUCUUUCUCAGCGAAAUCAAGACGAAGUGUAAAAAACCGAUAGCGAAGAGUCUAUUCCGGUCACCGGAUUCAUCAGUUUGACGCCCGGCGCACGGUUUUUUACACUUCGUCAUGAUUUUGCAGAGAAAGAGAGAAAAAAGACAUGCAAAAGCGCACUCUCUCGCCCCAAAAAUUCCCCAUUUCUUUCCCGACAAAGCGUUUUUUCGCAUCUUUCUUGGCAAAUUGCUGACCUAUUCACCGGACUGUUUGAGCUUAUCUCAGUUUGACGUGCGCCGGGUUGUCGCACAUUGGUUGUCCGGACCUGUAACUCCAUACCCCAUAGAAGUACUUUCCUUGUGAAAAUUUUUGAAAAUUUUUUAGUUUUUGCAAAAUUAGAUCAAAAAAUUUUUUUUAUUUUUCCAGAAAUGAACUGGACGAGAUCCACGAAAAGCACCCCUCUCGUUUCCGUGUCACCCACAUCCUCAGCCAACCCAUCCCCGACCAGCCGUGGGGAGGGCUGACGGGUUAUAUCACAGCCGAUCCCAUCCGAAGAACCCUGUUCCCAGUGGAUCCAAACACCGCGUUCGUCAUCUGUGGCCCACCGGCAAUGCGAGAGAAGGCGGUGUUGCCGGCGUUGCAGGAGCUGGGCGUCGACAAGGACCAUAUUUUUGUGAUGUAG
Messenger RNA from Bursaphelenchus xylophilus (pine wood nematode), 4513 nucleotides. NCBI's taxonomy places the organism in Eukaryota, Metazoa, Nematoda, Chromadorea, Rhabditida, Aphelenchoididae. The record is from the annotation of a GenBank genome assembly.